This is a messenger RNA of Guillardia theta CCMP2712, 843 nucleotides long. RefSeq lists its product as hypothetical. The coding region runs from base 244 to 843 and encodes 199 amino acids. Lineage: Eukaryota; Cryptophyceae; Pyrenomonadales; Geminigeraceae. The transcript is spliced from 4 exons. The record is from RefSeq and is a predicted model, not a curated record. Gene Ontology annotation, molecular function: protein binding.
UUGCGGUCGUUUACAGAGAAUCUCGACUUUGCGCCUUGGAAGGUUGAAGCUGAUUUCGAGCAAGAGGCCGCACGGAUCGCGAGUCAAGCAGCUGAGAAAGUUGAACAAAAGGUGGCUCAUACGCUGAAUAAGAUCCAGCUGGAGAGCUCAGAAGUGAUACUGUCCCACCUGCACAUUCAUGACCCUCAAGUUCCGAGCAUACUCCAGCAUGUCAAACGAGCGACGAGCCUGACCAAGCUUGACAUGUCAAUGAACGCGAUCGGGAGCGAAGGAGCGAGCGGCUUAGGAGCAUUUUUGCCGAUGCAGAGGAUCCGAACCGGCGCCUCCUUUCUCAGCUUGCGCGGGAGCCGCGUGAGCGACUCGGACGUGCAAACUUUAACUCAAGCCAUGCAGGGGGAUCACUGCAGGGUGUCUCAGCUGGACUUGAGCCAGAACGAGCUAAGCAGCGCAGGAGUAGAGAAGCUGAGAAGCGUGCUGGGCCACGACUCUAUCAUAGAGAGACUGUGGCUAGGUGGAAACAAGUUGCAUGACACGGGCGCGACGAGGUUGGCGGAGGUUCUGCAAGGCAACGAGAGUCUGGUCGCUCUUGACGUCUCCUCGAAUCAGCUGGGGCCUGAUGGCUGCCUACGCAUCGCCCAUGCCCUCAUGUACAACCCAAUGCUGCGCGAGCUCGACCUCUCGGACAACCAGCUGGGCGAUGAAGCUUCCGGUGAGAUCUCGCGCUACCUCGGGAGGCUCCGGAACCUCCAGGUGGUGAACGUUGCUAGUUGCGGCCUCUCAGCUGCGGGAGUCUUGGGCUUCAUGGCAGCCCUGCAGGAGAACGGGACUCUCGUCCGAUGUUGA